This is a messenger RNA of Ictalurus furcatus (blue catfish), 966 nucleotides long. RefSeq names its product odorant receptor 131-2-like. The coding region runs from base 1 to 942 and encodes 313 amino acids. Lineage: Eukaryota; Metazoa; Chordata; Actinopteri; Siluriformes; Ictaluridae. The transcript has a single exon. Gene Ontology annotation, biological process: G protein-coupled receptor signaling pathway. Gene Ontology annotation, cellular component: membrane. The record is from RefSeq and is a predicted model, not a curated record. Gene Ontology annotation, molecular function: G protein-coupled receptor activity.
AUGAACAUAACAGACCAACUUAGAAUUCCAGACAAUUAUCAGGAAGCUUUUGCAAAAAAUAUUGUUAUUGUUUCUCUUGCUAUAAUCAUUAUUUUCAUAAAUGGAAUGUUAGUGGUCACUUUCUUCUGCAACUCUGUAUUUCAUAGUGAGUCCAGAUACAUUUUAUACAUUAACCUUGUAAUAAAUGACAUCCUCAUGAUCUGCAUAUCAGUGACUUUGUAUGUAUUGACUUAUGCAUGGCCUUACAUAAAUGUUUCUGUUUGUUGUACACUAUUAGCAAUAGCAUCAACUACUUAUAUGAACACUCCUUUGAAUUUGGCUGGCAUGGCAGUAGAACGUUACAUUGCUAUCUGUAAACCACUGCAUCAUAAACAGAUCUGCACUGUGAAAAGUACCUAUAUGUUAAUAUGUUUGCUAUGGGGAACUGGAACUAUCCCUGCAAUGAUAGACAUCAUCAUUAUCACUGCAAUGCAGCCCAAUACUUUUUUUAAUUCUCUCACAUUCUGCCAACCGAUUAUUGUGUACAACACAGCUUAUCAUGCACAAAAGACCAUUGUUACACAGGCUAUUUAUAUGUCUGUUGUGUGGAUAACUUUAAUCUAUACUUACUUUAAAGUUCUUUUUAUAGCCAAAGUUGCCUCAUCUAGCCAUCAUCAAAAUUCAGCUAAGAAGGCCCGAAAUACAAUCCUGUUGCAUGGUUGUCAGUUACUCCUCUGCAUGAUGUCAUAUGUAACACCUGUGUUGGAUAUGCUGUUAAUUCCUUUUUUUCCAACUCAUCGUACUAAGAUCACCUUCUUUAACUAUCUGCUUACAAACAUUUUACCUAGACUCCUGAGUCCUCUAAUUUAUGGAAUUCGAGAUCAAAAGUUUGUGAGACUUAUUAAAGGCUACUUUUCCUGUAACAUGGUCCUUGUAAAGGUUAGAUUAUCACAUAUGUGGUAGAUCUGAUCUGGAUAUAAAAAUAAU